Messenger RNA from Capsicum annuum, 825 nucleotides. RefSeq lists its product as uncharacterized. The record is from RefSeq and is a predicted model, not a curated record. NCBI's taxonomy places the organism in Eukaryota, Viridiplantae, Streptophyta, Magnoliopsida, Solanales, Solanaceae. The transcript is spliced from 2 exons. The coding region runs from base 1 to 825 and encodes 274 amino acids.
AUGGCUCAUCCAGUCGAUCCGAAUGACCCUAUUGAUCCAAAUGCCAGAAAUGUCCCAGCUCUGGUUAUACUAAGUGUUAUUGCUCAAACAGAUGCUAGACCUAUUCGUGAGGUGGCAAUCCUACUUAUGAACCAUGUUACUAACACAGAGUUGAAGAGUCAACAGUUGCUUACUAGAAUUCUAGAGUUGCAACUCGGUCAUAUUGCAGGAGCACAAAAUACAAGACCUCAAGAAGGCCUACCUAGUGACACAGAGGUGAAACCAAAUAAGGUAAAUCUAGUUACAACAAGAAGUGGGUUGCAGAUAAAGGAGGAGGUACAUAAUCAGGUUCAUCGCAUAGCCAAUAAUAAUAAUUCUAAAGACAAUGAGAAGAAAGAGGUAAAAAAAGUUGUAAGUGAUGAAAUUCAAGUGGAGAAGAAGACUUUACCCUUACCUUUCCCUCAAAGGAAAAUGAUGUAUCACGAGGAGGAGAUUUACAAGAAGUUCUUAUAUCUUUUAAAGCAGUUUCAUAUAAUUCUUUCUCUUGUUGAUAUUCUGCAGAGUGUUCCAAAAUAUGGAAAAUAUCUCAACAAUUGGGUGGCAAAUAAGAAUCGGCUGACAGAGUAUGCUACACUUACACUUACUGAGAAGUGCACAUCCAAGAUUCAAAACAAUCUACCCAUGAAGCUGAAGGAUCCAAGUAGUUUCACUUUGCAGAUCAUCAUUGGGAAAACCAUCAGUACUCGUGGAUUGUGUGACUUAGGAGAGAGCAUAAAUCUUAUGCCUACAUCGUGGUACCAGAAGAUGGGUCUUGGGAGUCCCAAACCCACUACUAUUGUUCUUUAG